This is a messenger RNA of Rangifer tarandus platyrhynchus (Svalbard reindeer), 3099 nucleotides long. The record is from the annotation of a GenBank genome assembly. NCBI's taxonomy places the organism in Eukaryota, Metazoa, Chordata, Mammalia, Artiodactyla, Cervidae.
AUGGUCUGUCGUCCAGUGUUUUGUCGUCGGCGGUUUUGCCCCCGGCCCUUCUUGGUGGGCCUGGUGGUGGCAAUCUGUCUCUCCUACCAGACUCUGACACUCCGGGGGACAAAGAAACUUGCAGCUGCUGGCCCCGGAGCUACCCCAAACACACGCACCAAAACCCAAGCAAGCAGAUGCACCAAAGGAUUCUUCCCGGACAAGCAGUGCUUCCUUCUCUCUGACAAUGGACAGGAAAUCGGAAAGAUCGAACAGUCAGUUGAGACCCACUUCAGCAGCCGUGGCAGAAGGGCUGUUCUCUACAGGCCUUCUUCCUCCAGCCAAAGGGAGCUUCAGCUCCACCAGAGCAUUCUCACUCAACAUCAGUAUAUGGUUGUCAUCUCUGAAGAAAGCCUCGGCGCCGACCCUGGGCUCCUAGAAAAAGGUGAGUUGGACUCUUGGGAUCUGCUUAUUUGCCUGUCUUCUAGGACAGCUGGUGGAAAACCCUGCAUAUCAAAGGAAGACAUGUGCCAGUUAAAUUUACAUCAAAAGGUAAACAUAUUACCAGAAAUACAGCAUCAGCUUUGCAGAAAGGAAGGAUUAUGUCAGCUCAUUAAAAGAUUUCCAGAAUUGCGACUUCUGGUGAGCCCUUCUGUGUGUCUGGAUCAAAGUAUACAAUUAAAGCUGAGGACUUCAAGUCACCUUUUAAAAACACUGAAGUCGCAUAUGUGGAAACCAGGGGACUGGAGAAAUGAACAGCUGAAUCAAACCACAGCCCUUGCUCCACAAGAAACACUCUUGAGAGCCAAAGAUUUAUCUGUAAUUCUUAAAGCAUAUGUACUGGUGACAUCCCUAACUCCUCUCCGUGCAUUCAUUCAUUCGACCGGCACAGUUUGGAAUCUACCAAAGAAAAAACGCUUCACUGUCAAGCUGCAAACAUUUUUUGAGACAUUCCUGAGAGCCAGUUCACCUCUUCAGGCUUUUGAUAACAUGAAGGAAGCCAUUAGCAAACUCCUACUAGCAGCUGAAGUAUUCAGUGAAACAUCUACUCUGGGACCAAAGAUCUUCCAUAGAUGCAGAUUAUGUUUUCAACUUUUAACCUUUGAUAUUGGUUACGGCAGUGUCAGGUCCCCUGUAGUACUUCAGGUGCAUGAGCAUUUAAAUUUUCAAGAUGAUGAUGAUAUGGAUUUUGAGGACCAAAACAGAGAAAAAUUUCUUUUAAAAGAUACUUUCAACUUUGUCCUGUCUAAUGAAUCUUCCCUUUCCAUAUUUUCUGAGAUAUUUCAGAGACUUUAUAGAUCAGCUGUAGUUAAGGGUGAAAAUUAUCAAAAAGAACUAAAUCGGUGCCUGUCUUUAGAGGAGAUUAACUCAAUUAUGACUUUUAUAAAGGAACUCGGGAGUUUGGGACAAUUCCAACUGCUUUUCCCAUCUACUACUCCUGGAUUUCAAUCUCUGAUUCGUGAAUUUUAUGGUAUGGCAAGUCCUAUGGGAAAACCUGGUUCCAUCCUGACUCAAUACCAGUCUCUUUUAAGUGUAUUUGAACAAUUUCAGCUCCUGAAUAAAAAGGCAGAGCUACACUCGCUGGAAUGGAAUUCUUUCACAGAGGAUGGAAACAUUAAAAAGCCACGAGUACCAUUUGAUGCAACUGAAAAUAAAAAAGCUGUGGUUCCACAAAUUAUGAAUGAAACCAAAGAAAUACAUUGCCAUAAUGAUAAAGAUGCACAAUGUCAUGUCAAGCAGAUCUUCACACAUCCACGUUUGGAACUAAAUCCUGAAUUUAACCCGCAGAUCAAAGAUUAUUACUCUGAAGUCCCAUUUGAUGCGGUUACAGUGACCAUUGGAGCAGAGGCUUCUAAGUGUCAGUGCAAGGUGCACCUGCAGGAACGGGCAGGACCAAGCUUUGCCAACUACCCUCUGGGUUUAGGGAUGAACAAAAUCUCAGUGCUUGUGGUGGAUGAAUCUCUAACUCAGGGUGAGACCUUGACCACGUACAAACUUACCAUCUAUAGAGAAGACCGUCCAAGUCUGCCCUUGUUUGAGGACUUCACAGCGUGUGGAUUUGUGCAGGAUUGUGGUUUGCUGAUUCAGCCAGAGGAAACCUGUGGGUUACAGCCUAUUUCCUCUGACUACAUUGAAGCCAUUUCACAGCCCGAACUAAAGACUUGUCCAUCUGGGGAUACAAAAGGCCAGUGGAUCGUGCCUUGCCUUAGUUGUUCAGACAACAGGACCUGUGACUGGAGAGAAGUCACUUGGCAGCCCCACCACUGCCAAUACGGUGUCCUGACCAAGCCUCAACUCCAGCAGUGCCUGGGAGGAAGGAAGAUUCUUUUCAUUGGAGAUUCAACCAACAGAGGGAUAAUGUACUAUCUGAUUGAAAGAUUGAAUGAAACCCUGAAGGAAUGGCAGAAGGUGCAUGGCACUAAAUUCUACCACAAUGUCAAUGGAGGAAAGACCUUGAUCAGUUAUUCCUACUAUCCCCAGUUUUGGAUGAGCCCUUCAUUGAGACCAACAUUUGAAAAAGCCCUUGAACAUCUCUUGCAAAGAUCAGGUCCCCUGGAGAAUACCAGUCAGACUGUAUUGGUUGUUGGUGGUGUUCAGUGGCUUAAUUCCAAUCAUCUGCAAAUUAUUCACAAGGUUUUAAAGAGGGAAAACUUACUCAAUAUCCUUGUGAUCAUCAAAACGUUGGGAAUUGGAUUUCAUUUGCCAGUGGAUGGAGUACACUUCUUAACCCAGAGUGAAGUUCAGAAUUUAUGGAAAAAAAAUUUGAUUAUCCUGGAAGCUGCUAAAAAAUAUGGCUAUGAAGUGGUUGACACAUUCUCUAUAACCAUGGGGCGACACAAAGAGUUUUUGCAGGGGACGUGUGGGUGUCAUUUCCAUGAGGUGGUGAAAUCAAAAUUAUCCAAAGAAGAUCACUUUCUUAAAAUGAAACAAUCAAGAAAUCAUAUUGUGGGAAAAUAUUUCAGCAAUCAAAGCAAAUUACGACAAAGACGACAAGACUCUAUGACAAAUGUUCAAUCACCGUUUCAUGUCAGAGGUCCAAUUAAUCAGGUUUGCUCUGAAAUCCUUCUCAGCAGGAUGUGUGCCAGUGAAAGAACUCUGGAGGCCCUGCAGAAGGACUGA